GGGGAGAGCAGCAACAACAAGAGGAAACGAAAAUUAGACUCGACUACUGUGAUGGCGAGCGGACCGACGAAAAAGCAAGACGCGUUUCAGGAUUUCAAAGUACUACUAUUUAACUCUUAAAUCUACUCGAGGAUGUUGUUUGCUAGGUUUUUCUUUUUCACAGUCUUGUCCAGGGAGUAGGGUUCUCCUUAAGAAACUCUUCCGGACAAAGAGUUUUGGAGACGGGAGGGAAGCCUGCAGGAGGUGCUCACUGGCUUCUCCCUGACCUCACCUGCCUCCUACUUUAGGAGGUACACAAUCCUGAACCACUUAAGUCGAAAAUGAGGCUUGCUACUCGUUGCACUAUCGGCUCAACUCCUUAAUUUAAAACUACCUUCAUACUCUUCGUAAUGGCUAAAUUUAUCUACUUGCUUCUCUUUCUCUGUUCCUUUUCCAAACAACACCACUUUAGGACAACAAGGCAAAACAAAAAAACAUGUCCUCCCGGAAGCAGAGCAAGACGGAAUAAGUGACUUUCCGCAAAAGAUACAAGACAGUUUUCUAACUCUUAGGGAGAAUAAGUUUCUUGAAUUCUAAGGCCAAUGAAAUUGUUGGUGAUCUAUGAGUUGUCACACGGGGUAGGGCAGUGAAUGACUGCAGGUACGGAUCUGUGUCUGUACUAGAUCCUCUCCAAUGUUCCCUCAUCCUACCUAAUAUGCUUUCUCUUUUACUCUACACUAGUCUCCACUAACUCUCCUUACCCUCUUCUCCCAUGCAUACCCUUUCUUCAUGCAUACCCUUUCCAAAAAAGAGCCUAUUCUCCCCUAUCCAUCCAGCAAAAAUGUCACUACCCAACCCCUAAAUCCCUAAAUCCAGAACGCUGCAGAUCGUGAAGAUGGCAGUGACAAUCCAAAGGCGCGAGCGUGGCGACUUGCAAGUGGCGGCGGCGCCGACUACCGACGUUGGUGCAAAGACAACAAGCGACAAGGUCGGGGACAAC
Messenger RNA from Amoebophrya sp. A25, 979 nucleotides. NCBI's taxonomy places the organism in Eukaryota, Dinophyceae, Syndiniales, Amoebophryaceae. The record is from the annotation of a GenBank genome assembly.